AUGCGAAGCGCGUCGCAACGCGCCGUGACGCGCGCGAUCGAUCGCGCGAGACGAUCGCUCUCGACGGAGAAAACCCCCGCGAGCGCACUCUGGAGCUCCCCGCGUCCGGUGGACACCCCCUCGAGGGACUACGACGAAGCGCUGCGACGCGGACGCGCGCUCUACCGGGACGUCUGUCGAGAGAUUCCGUGGGUGAUGGAUAAUUACUCGAUGAAUGAGGUCACGACGGCGACAAAGCUCCGACGAGCGGUGAAAGACGUGAUGCGAGCGAAGAUUGAGGAGUUGGAGACGAAGACGAGGCCAGAAGAUCGAGCCAAUGCGUUGGAUAUCGCGUUGUGGCGCGCUCGGGAGGAGUUGAUCGCGUUGGAGGCGCAUCAUUAUCAGCGACAUCACUUGAUCACGCGCUUCGUGAACCCGCGCGCGGUGAACGCGAGCAAGGCGAAGAGGAGCGCGUUCGUGGACGACUUCUUGAGCGGUGGUCGCAUUGAAUUGCACUAA
Ostreococcus tauri is the source of this 498-nucleotide messenger RNA. RefSeq names its product RmlC-like jelly roll fold. The transcript has a single exon. Bases 1 to 498 code for a protein of 165 amino acids. NCBI's taxonomy places the organism in Eukaryota, Viridiplantae, Chlorophyta, Mamiellophyceae, Mamiellales, Bathycoccaceae. The record is from RefSeq and is a predicted model, not a curated record.